This is a messenger RNA of Rotaria sp. Silwood2, 2424 nucleotides long. The record is from the annotation of a GenBank genome assembly. Lineage: Eukaryota; Metazoa; Rotifera; Eurotatoria; Philodinida; Philodinidae.
AUGAAUGGUCAUAAUAGUGAAGAAUCAAAACUAUUAUUUCAAUGUUUACCAAAAACAAUUGUUCCAACUCAUUAUGAUUUAACAAUACAACCACAUCUUGAUAAAUUUACAUUUAAUGGAAAUGUAAAUAUACAUUUACAAGUUAAAGAGUCAACAAGUAGUAUUGUACUUUAUGCAACUGAAUUAGAAGUUGAUAAUGCUAAAUUAAAAUCAAUUUCAAAUGAUGAACAAACAGGUAAAAUUGAUUAUGAUAAAGAAGGUGAACGAAUAACAGUCAAUUUCGAUAAGACACUUGAAACAGGUGAUUAUGAACUAGCACUAAAAUUUGUUGGUGAAAUAAAUAAUCGUAUGUGUGGUUUCUAUCGAACUAAACAUACAGCAUCUGAUAGUAAUGACGUUCGUUAUGGGGCUAGUACACAAUUUGAACCUGCUGAUUGCCGACGAGCAUUUCCAUGUUGGGAUGAACCAAAUUUUAAGGCUACAUUUGAUAUAACAUUAAUUACACCGAAAAAUCUUCGUGCUAUUUCAAAUAUGCCGAUUAAAUCAGAAGAUGAAUAUAACAAUGAUAAAGAUUGGAAAAUAACAAAAUUUGAUCGUACACCAAUCAUGAGUACAUAUCUUGUUGCUUAUGUUGUUGGUGACUAUGAUUAUGUUGAAAUCAAAGAUUCAAAUGGUGUUACAAAAGUUCUUCCAUUUUAUGCUGAUUAUUUUAAUAUAAAAUAUCCAAUUGCUAAAGCUGAUCAAAUUGCUAUUCCUGAUUUUGCUAUGGGAGCAAUGGAAAAUUGGGGCUUAGUAACUUAUCGUGAGACAGCACUUUUAAUUGACCCAAAAUUUUCAUCCUUGGAUACACGACAACGCGUAGCUAUUGUUGUUGCUCACGAACUUGCACAUCAAUGGUUUGGAAAUUUAGUAACUAUGGAUUGGUGGACUGAUUUAUGGCUUAAUGAAGGUUUUGCUACAUGGAUUGAAUAUUUAGCUGUUGAUAAAUGUUAUCCAGAAUUUGAUAUUUGGACACAAUCUGUUGCCGAUACAUUUGCAAGAUUUCUUGUUCCAGAUGCUUUGAAAUCAUCACAUCCUAUUGAAGUACCUAUUGGUCAUCCAGCUGAAAUCGAUGAAAUUUUCGAUGCAAUAUCGUAUUCAAAAGGUUCAUCAGUUAUUCGUAUGUUACAUGAUUACAUUGGUGAUGAUGCUUUCCGCAAAGGACUUCAUAAUUAUUUAACAGAAUACAGCUAUAAAAAUACCGUUACUGAAAAUCUUUGGUCACAUUUAGCUAAAGCAUCAAAUAAGCCAGUUAAUGAAGUUAUGUCAUCAUGGACACUUCAAAUGGGCUAUCCACUUUUAACUGUAACUGAAGAAAAAACAAAUCAAAAUCGUAUUCUUAAAAUAAAACAACAACGUUUUAUUGCUGAUGGAAGUGCCGAUGAUGAUAAUCUUCAAUGGAAAAUUCCUAUUAGUGUUUUUACAAAAUCUAAUCCAAAACAAAUUGCACAACAAGUUUUAAUGGAUAAACCAGAGAUAACAAUAACAUUAGAAAAUGUUCUCGAAGAUGAUUGGAUUAAAUUAAAUUUUAAUUCAAUUGGUCUUUAUCGUGUUAAAUAUGAAUCGCAAACAUUGGCACGUCUUAAUGAACCAAUUGCUAACAAAACAAUAAGUCCACAAGACCGUCUUAUGAUACAAAAUGAUGUUGCUGCAUUAUGUAACGCUGGUCAUCAAUCAUUUGUUGAUUAUCUUAAACUUUUACCAUCAUAUUCAGAUGAAGAUAACUUCACUGUAUGGAAAGCAAUUGCAUCAAACAUGAGUGAUUUAUCCUCAUUACUUGAAUAUACAGAUUAUUUCGAUGAAUUUAAAAAAUAUCGUUUAAAUUUAUUUUCAUCAAUACAAAACAAACUUGGUUGGGAUGCUAAACCAAAUGAAGAUCCACUUUCAGCUAUGUUACGUCCAAUGAUAUUAACUAUUGUCGGUAAAUCUGGUAAUCAAGCUGUAAUUGAUGAAUCAAAGAACCGUUUUGCACGCCAUAUUGCUGGAGAUUUAAUUGAUCCAAAUAUUCGUGGAGCUGUUUAUACUAUUGUUUCAUGUUAUGGAGAUGAAACAACGCAAAAAGAACUUCGUCAAUUAUAUGUUGCUGCAGAUAUGACUGAAGAAAAAGGAGAUAAUGUUCGAAUGCAAGAUUCAAUAUCAGGUUUUGUUGGUUGUACAUCAUGUCGUGAUGGACGAGAUUUAGUUUGGAAAUUUUUACAAAAAAAUUGGAAAACACUUGUUGAACGCUUUGGUGACAAGACAAGCGAAAUAAAAGCAUUCUUUGAUACGAUGGAUACACCAAUCGUUGCACGACCAGUCAAAAAAGUUCUCGAAACAAUUCAUAUGCGUUCUGAAGUACUUAAACAUGAUUUAAAAGCCAUAGAAAAAUAUUUAAAACAACAGUAA